UACAUUAUACGCGUUCUCAAAAGCAUAUUCCUUUGUAAUUUCUUCGCUGCCCGGUGCUGGAGCAUCCUUUUUUUAUAUCCCUGUCUAUAGUCUAUACCUUUCCGCUCCUUCGUCUCUCCGAACUCUUGUUUGCAUUUGAAGCCGGAGCUCAUUUUCUUGGUCUCAUUUUUGAGAGAUGGUUCAAAUCAAGGAGUUGUAUCCUUUUUGUUUCUCUUUGGUUCAAUUUUGAGCAAGUUUGUUGCUUUUGUGUUUUGGCAUGGUGGCGUUUGUGUUUUACUAGUAUCAUGUGGCACAUAUGUACAUAGUCAUGAAGAUGUCACAACAGCACACAACCGGCGAUGAAGGGAUAGAAGUCGUAGAGAACAGAUCCUUUGAAGAUAAUGUGCUUGGGAAGGGUCGAUACACUAACAAAAUUUAUCGCCUUCAAAGCAAAGUUCCUUCUUGGCUUACUACUUUUGCACCAUCAGAUGCUCUCAUCGUGAAAGAGGAAGCCUGGAAUGCAUUCCCAAAAUGCAAAUCAGUGAUGAAGUGCCCAUAUUUUCCCAGGUUUCAGUUAACCCUUGAAACAGUUCAUAGGCCUGACAAAGGGCAGUCAGAAAAUGUUCAUGGUCUAAGUGAAGAACAACUGGCAGUCAGGGAAGUGGAAUACAUCGAUAUAGCUUCUUCUGAAGGCAAUUAUUGGAGUUAUCUAGUUGGAAAUAAUGAUGUGGACUUCUCUGAAUUCAAAUCAGAAAGAACCGGCCGUGGUCCACUUUUGGAGGGGUGGCAGAAUAGGUGUAAUCCUGUUAUGACGGCAUACAAAUUGGUAACAAUUGAUGCACCAUACUGGGGUUUUGGAUCCCGACUUGAACAAGCUCUAAUAGCGGGUGAAAAGGCACUAUUUUUGGAAAGUCACCGUAAUUGCUUUAGUUGGAUCGAUGAGUGGUAUGGGAUGACAGUGCAACAAAUAUAUGAACUCGAACAACUAACCCAUUCUGCGUUAAAUGAGAAACUUGGCAAGCCGGCGUUGAUUACAAGUGCAGAAGAUUAACCAACCCUUCACUUGAUUCUGAAGACAUUUAUAGCAGGAGUUCACAUAGACGUUAGUUUGCAGCUGAUCUGCAAAGUAAUCUAAACUAUCCCGGUUAUACGUUUGCAGUGUAACUCCAACAACACUCAUUUCCUAGAUUAUAUAGUUGCUAACAUAACAUAUUCAAUUCCCCAUUUAUUACUUUAUUGAUUAUUUCAGUUUGACUGACUACACGGUUGGUAUUGUAAAGUAUCCUAAAUUAGUGUUUGCCGUCAAGUUUGCACAAUAUAUGGGCACCUAAACCUGCAACUUAUUGUUUGCGACAGUAAAUAUUCCCUAAAGCUUUUGUC
Molecule: messenger RNA, 1359 nt
Organism: Juglans microcarpa x Juglans regia
Lineage: Eukaryota; Viridiplantae; Streptophyta; Magnoliopsida; Fagales; Juglandaceae
Product: phosphatidylinositol transfer protein 2-like
Exons: 9
Coding region: 296-1030 (244 amino acids)
Biological process (GO): phospholipid transport
Source: RefSeq, a predicted model, not a curated record